This is a messenger RNA of Fusarium musae, 732 nucleotides long. RefSeq lists its product as uncharacterized. Lineage: Eukaryota; Fungi; Ascomycota; Sordariomycetes; Hypocreales; Nectriaceae. The transcript has 2 exons. Gene Ontology annotation, molecular function: transmembrane transporter activity. Gene Ontology annotation, cellular component: fungal-type vacuole membrane. The record is from RefSeq and is a predicted model, not a curated record. Bases 1 to 732 code for a protein of 243 amino acids. Gene Ontology annotation, biological process: transmembrane transport.
AUGUCAGCACCGAAAGAUAGCACAGGUCCAGAGUGGCCAAGCUCAUCGAACUCGUCGGAUAACGAAAAAGGCAACGACACGGACAUCUCACAACCCGACAAUGAAUCCACUCCAACACCACCAGCGGUCGAAUUCGAUAAUCCUAAAGGGUGGAUAGCUGUAGCAGCAGCAGCAUGUUCUCUCUUCGUUUACCUCGGUGUGAUCUACUCCUGGGGCAUCAUGCAAGUCAGACUCGUCGAAGUAACCGGAACAAACCUGACGACCUUGACGUUCGUCGGAUCACUCGCAACAUCAUUCAUGAUAUCGCUCAGUAUUCUCUCUGGCAUCGCUGUUCGAAAGCUUGGUUACCAGAAAACUGCUCUAGCUGGUGGUGUCUUGAUGGGCCUGGGUGAAUUCCUUGCCAGUUGGACGACAAAACAUGUUGGAGCUCUUUUUGUCUUCCAUGGUGUGAUAUUUGGCAUUGGAGGAGGAUUAUCCAUCUUUGCAUGCUCGACUGCUCCGCUGAGGUGGUUCAAGAGACACCGUGGCCUGGCUAUGGGUAUCGUGUUUGGCGGAGGCAGCCUUGGUGCAGCUGUCAUGAGUAUCGCGACGAAUCUUCUCGUGAAACAAGUCGAUGUCGCGUGGACGUUCCGCAUUCUUGGUUUCAUGCUAUGGGGAGUCUGUAUCCCAGCUUCAUACUUCAUCCAGCAACCCGAAGGAUCCAUGAGUGCCGGCUUGAAGCUUCAGUGGUGA